Molecule: messenger RNA, 465 nt
Organism: Cinara cedri
Lineage: Eukaryota; Metazoa; Arthropoda; Insecta; Hemiptera; Aphididae
Source: the annotation of a GenBank genome assembly
AUGUUAUCACCAAUUACAUUUAUGAAAGCUGGAUUCUCUAAUGACGAGUUCGGUAAUAUAGGAAGUUUCAGGCGUCAAAUGCAUAUACACCCUGAGCACAGUGACAAAAUUCCGAGCUCCAUUUUAUUACAAUUCGACCAAACGAAAUAUCGUAUAUUCUUAUCUGACGAUACCGUGACUUGUUAUUUAUGUAAACAAACAGGUCAUACUUCGAAUCACUGUAAAAAUGCAAUAGAUAAUAAAUCCGAACCGAUUCGAUUUAAUAACCCAAACACCACUCCGGUUAAAAAUGUCAUGGAUCUUAAUGAACAGAAUACUCGAAAAACAGACAGCGCCCACUCUAACACAGAUAUAUCUAUCAAAAAAAAUCUUAAGGUAACAAUUACCAACACACCCACCACACAGGAACCAGUCGAUCGAGAAAGAAGACCCGCUUCAUUUACCUUCAGCCAGUGGCGGUUCUAG